CCUUGUCAUGUAAAAUGGUGUGUUACAUUUACACCUAUGACAACACCCGACUUCAGAAAAAAAACAAACCAGAACGAAACAGCAUGGACGUCGUGUCUAUUUCGCUGAAAUCUUCAAAAUAGAUCGAUAUUAUUUUUCUGCAAAAACCUUAUUGAUGUACCUUCGUGAAAAGUUCCUCAUUUAGUUUGCUAGUCAAAUAAUAACGUUAGUUUAACUCAUUUGCUUCAUUCCAUUUUAAUUAAGGAUUUAGUGGUUCAGGUUAAAUAUUUUAGCAGGCUUUAGUGAAAAUACAAGUGCGCGUAGAAUGAUCUCAGAAUGAAGUGCCACUACGAAGUAUUGUGCGUGCCGAAAGAAGCGAGCGCCUCAGAAAUAAAAAAAUCUUACCGGCGACUUGCGCUGCAAUGGCAUCCGGAUAAAAACUUGGAAAAUUUGGUAGAGGCUAAAGAACAGUUUCAACUUGUGCAGAAUGCAUAUGAAGUGCUUUCUGAUCCGCAAGAGAGAGCUUGGUAUGACAAUCACAGAGAGCAACUAUUACGCGGAGCAGGUAGUUCCUACAAUGAUGACAGUCUUGAUGUUUAUCCUUACUUUAGUCCGUCCUGUUAUAAAGGCUUUGCCGAUGACCCUCAAGGAUUCUAUGGAGUUUACACUGAGGUAUUCUCCAAAUUGGCAUCGGAGGAGGCAGAGUUUCUUGAUGAUCCAGAAGAAGUUGCCAAAAUACCUAAAUUUGGCAACUCUGCUACACCAUAUGAAGAUGUACAUGAGUUCUAUGCAUAUUGGAUGUCAUUCUCAACUAAUAAAAGUUAUGUGUGGCUAGACCAGUAUGAGAUAUCACAGGGGGACAACAGGAGAGUAAUCAAAUUGAUGGAGAAAGAAAAUAAUAAGAUUAGACAGAAAGCUCGCAAAGAGAGGAAUGAAGAGAUCAGGAGACUUGUCAGCUUUGUGCGGAGGAAGGACAAGAGAGUUAUAGAGCAUACCAAGCUGUUGCAGGAGAAGGCUGAGGAGAAUAAACGAAAGGCUGAACAAGUAAGAAGAGAAAGGAUCAUACAAAGGCAGAAGGAAAUAGAAGAAGCUAAAAAGAAGGAAGGCGAAAGCUCCUUUUUACAAAGUGAAGACUAUCACAAGAAACUAAGUGAAAUUGAAUCUCUUCUCGCUGAGGAGUUUGGCUUAUCAUCAGAUGAUGACACAAUCAGUGAAGGAGGGAUGGAAAGCAGUAAUGAAGAAAGUUCUAAGACUGAAGAGGCAAGUGAAGCUUCAAAGGCAACAGCGAAAUCUUCAACAAAGUCCAAGGCAAUCAAGAACCUUUACUGUUCAGCUUGUAAUAAACUAUUCAAGAAUAUCAAAUCAUUUGAAAACCAUGAGAAAAGUAAGAAACACAAAGAAAAUGUCUCCAAUAUGACACUAGAUGAUGAUAUUGGCAUAUCUGAGAAUGAAGAAGAUGUCGAGGAUGAUGCAGACGAUGUGAAUGAAGUCAAAGACGAAGGUGAUAAAGUGAAUGGUGAGAAGGAAGGUGAAGGUGAUCAUAUGGGAAACUCAACAUCUGAUAUUGAUAAUGAAACCUGCAGAGACACACCAAGUGAUGACUCUGAUAAAGUACAGGCUCUUCCCAAAAGUCAUAAAAAGAAAAAGAACAAAAAGAAGUUUGUUCCAAUGCCAGAGAGUGAAGGCAAUGACAGUCAUGAUGAAAUGAGUUUUAAUGAAAUAGAAGGCCCGUCUCGUAGCAGAAAAGCAAAGAAAUUCAAUAUGUUAAAGAGUCAAAUUCAGGCCAAGAAAGAGGCCAAUUUAAAGAAGGGGUCCCAGUCUCAAACAUCUACUGAGAAUUUAUAUGAAGUAUCCAGUACUACACCUACUGAUGAUGCUUUAGGAGAAGCAGCUCUACCUAGAGACAGGCCAGCUCUGCCCAAGACACAGAGGAAUAUCAAACCAAAGAAAACAGUAGAGAGGAAGCCAGUGAGGAAUAAAACAAGUGAAACUGAAGAUUCAAGCACAGCCUUGACCUUGAGAUGUGCAGUCUGUCAAACAGAUUUCCCAUCAAAGAAUAAACUAUUUGAACAUUUAAAAAAGACAGGGCACUCUGUGCCACUUCCUCCGACUAACUUCGGUCCACAACCUAGGAAAGGUAAGAAAGCUAAUAGGUAAACAUGUGCAAUUUAGAUAGGAUGGAAGUAUUAACUAAUCAUUGAGAAUCAAUGGAUUUUCUUUAAAAUCUCUACAAGUUGUAAAAGUGACUUUAUCAAUCUAUUUAUUAAAAUUAUGAUUACUGUCAUUAAAACUAUGCCUAAAUGAA
Molecule: messenger RNA, 2284 nt
Organism: Trichoplusia ni (cabbage looper)
Lineage: Eukaryota; Metazoa; Arthropoda; Insecta; Lepidoptera; Noctuidae
Gene: DnaJ-16
Product: dnaJ homolog subfamily C member 21
Exons: 7
Coding region: 316-2136 (606 amino acids)
Cellular component (GO): cytoplasm
Molecular function (GO): nucleic acid binding; zinc ion binding
Source: RefSeq, a predicted model, not a curated record